This is a messenger RNA of Anopheles arabiensis, 3356 nucleotides long. RefSeq names its product titin-like. NCBI's taxonomy places the organism in Eukaryota, Metazoa, Arthropoda, Insecta, Diptera, Culicidae. Bases 88 to 3297 code for a protein of 1069 amino acids. The record is from RefSeq and is a predicted model, not a curated record. The transcript has 10 exons.
GGACGAUAUAAAACGAUGUCAGCGCUGGCAGAUGAUCAUUCAGUUGAGGAUCUUCAAGCGUACAGUACAUCCAAACGGUAGGCAGACAUGAAGGCGUUCAUUGUGUUCUCUGUGGUCCUGGCCCUUGCCAGCGCGGGUGCAGUCGACAGCUCCAACAAGGAAAAGCGAGGACUGUGGGAACUGGGAUCGGCUCAGCACGAUUCGUACGAAAGCUACGGCUAUGACCAUCAGCAGUCCCAUGGAUACUACGGCAACGACUACGUCCAGAAGGAAGUGAAACAGGUCAUCACCAAGAAGGUUCCAGUUCCGUACCCAGUGGAGGUCGAGAAGCAUGUUCCAGUCGAGGUGAAGGUCCCGUACCCAGUUGAGGUCGAGAAGAAGGUCCCGGUCGUCGUUGAGAAGAAGGUCCCGGUGUACGUGGAGAAGAAGGUCCCAGUGCACGUUGACCGUCCAUACCCAGUUGAGGUGAAGGUCCCAGUCCAUGUCCCGGUGUACAAGAAGGAGUAUGUCGAGGUCCCGAAGCCAUACGCAGUUCAUGUCGAGAAGCCUUACCCAGUGUACGUGAAGCAGCCAGUGUACGUCGAGAAGCAGGUCCCAGUGACGGUGCAUAUCAAAGAGCACCACAAGAAGCCAUUCUGGGUGUUUGCGUUCAUUGUGUUCUCUGUGGUCCUGGCCCUUGCCAGCGCGGGUACAGUCGACAGCUCCAACAAGGAAAAGCGAGGACUGUGGGAACUGGGAUCGGCUCAGCACGAUUCGUACGAAAGCUACGGCUAUGACCAUCAGCAGUCCCAUGGAUACUACGGCAACGACUACGUCCAGAAGGAAGUGAAACAGGUCAUCACCAAGAAUGUUCCAGUUCCGUACCCAGUGGAGGUCGAGAAGCAUGUUCCAGUCGAGGUGAAGGUCCCGUACCCAGUUGAGGUCGAGAAGAAGGUCCCGGUCGUCGUUGAGAAGAAGGUCCCGGUGUACGUGGAGAAGAAGGUCCCAGUGCACGUUGACCGUCCAUACCCAGUUGAGGUGAAGGUCCCAGUCCAUGUCCCGGUGUACAAGAAGGAGUAUGUCGAGGUCCCGAAGCCAUACGCAGUUCAUGUCGAGAAGCCCUACCCAGUGUACGUGAAGCAGCCAGUGUACGUCGAGAAGCAGGCGUUCAUUGUGUUCUCUGUGGUCCUGGCCCUUGCCAGCGCGGGUGCAGUCGACAGCUCCAACAAGGAAAAGCGAGGACUGUGGGAACUGGGAUCGGCUCAGCACGAUUCGUACGAAAGCUACGGCUAUGACCAUCAGCAGUCCCAUGGAUACUACGGCAACGUCCAGAAGGAAGUGAAACAGGUCAUCACCAAGAAGGUUCCAGUUCCGUACCCAGUGGAGGUCGAGAAGCACGUUCCAGUCGAGGUGAAGGUCCCGUACCCAGUUGAGGUCGAGAAGAAGGUCCCGGUCGUCGUUGAGAAGAAGGUCCCGGUGUACGUGGAGAAGAAGGUCCCAGUGCACGUUGACCGUCCAUACCCAGUUGAGGUGAAGGUCCCAGUCCAUGUCCCGGUGUACAAGAAGGAGUAUGUCGAGGUCCCGAAGCCAUACGCAGUUCAUGUCGAGAAGCCUUACCCAGUGUACGUGAAGCAGCCAGUGUACGUCGAGAAGCAGGUCCCAGUGACGGUGCACAUCAAGGAGCACCACAAGAAGCCAUUCUGGGUUAAGGUGAAGGCGUUCAUUGUAUUUACCAUGGCCCUGGCCCUUGCCAGCGCAAAGGCAGUCGAAAACUCCAACAAGGAAAAGCGAGGACUGUGGGAUCUGGGAUCGGCUCAGCAUGAAUCGUACGAAAGCUACGGCUAUGACCAUCAGCAGUCUCAUGGAUACUACGGCAACGACUAUGCCGAGAAGGAGGUGAAACAGGUCAUCACCAAGAAGGUCCCAGUUCCAUACCCAGUGGAGGUCGAGAAGCACGUUCCAGUCGAGGUGAAGGUCCCGUACCCCGUUGAGGUUGAGAAGAAGGUCCCGGUCGUUGUUGAGAAGAAGGUCCCGGUGUACGUGGAGAAGAAGUACCCAGUCCACGUUGAUCGUCCAUACCCGGUGGAAGUGAAAUACCCAGUCCAUGUCCCGGUGUACAAGAAGGAGUAUGUCGAGGUCCCGAAGCCAUACGCAGUUCAUGUCGAUAAGCCCUACCCGGUGUACGUGAAGGAGCCAGUGUACGUCGAGAAGCCAGCGUUCAUUGUGUUCUCUGUGGUCCUGGCCCUUGCCAGCGCGGGUGCAGUCGACAGCUCCAACAAGGAAAAGCGAGGACUGUGGGAACUGGGAUCGGCUCAGCACGAUUCGUACGAAAGCUACGGCUAUGACCAUCAGCAGUCCCAUGGAUACUACGGCAACGACUACGUCCAGAAGGAAGUGAAACAGGUCAUCACCAAGAAGGUUCCAGUUCCGUACCCAGUGGAGGUCGAGAAGCAUGUUCCAGUCGAGGUGAAGGUCCCGUACCCAGUUGAGGUCGAGAAGAAGGUCCCGGUCGUCGUUGAGAAGAAGGUCCCGGUGUACGUGGAGAAGAAGGUCCCAGUGCACGUUGACCGUCCAUACCCAGUUGAGGUGAAGGUCCCAGUCCAUGUCCCGGUGUACAAGAAGGAGUAUGUCGAGGUCCCGAAGCCAUACGCAGUUCAUGUCGAGAAGCCUUACCCAGUGUACGUGAAGCAGCCAGUGUACGUCGAGAAGCAGGUCCCAGUGACGGUGCAUAUCAAAGAGCACCACAAGAAGCCAUUCUGGGUGUUUGCGUUCAUUGUGUUCUCUGUGGUCCUGGCCCUUGCCAGCGCGGGUGCAGUCGACAGCUCCAACAAGGAAAAGCGAGGACUGUGGGAACUGGGAUCGGCUCAGCACGAUUCGUACGAAAGCUACGGCUAUGACCAUCAGCAGUCCCAUGGAUACUACGGCAACGACUACGUCCAGAAGGAAGUGAAACAGGUCAUCACCAAGAAGGUUCCAGUUCCGUACCCAGUAGAGGUCGAGAAGCACGUUCCAGUCGAGGUGAAGGUCCCGUACCCAGUUGAGGUCGAGAAGAAGGUCCCGGUCGUCGUUGAGAAGAAGGUCCCGGUGUACGUGGAGAAGAAGGUCCCAGUGCACGUUGACCGUCCAUACCCAGUUGAGGUGAAGGUCCCAGUCCAUGUCCCGGUGUACAAGAAGGAGUAUGUCGAGGUCCCGAAGCCAUACGCAGUUCAUGUCGAGAAGCCUUACCCAGUGUACGUGAAGCAGCCAGUGUACGUCGAGAAGCAGGUCCCAGUGACGGUGCACAUCAAAGAGCACCACAAGAAGCCAUUCUGGGGUUGAAAGACUGUUUAAGAGAUGUAGAGAAACUGGUAGAAUAAAGAUACAAAACUGAAUAUCAA